Messenger RNA from Varanus komodoensis (Komodo dragon), 9277 nucleotides. It is a transcript of the gene SOCS6, whose product is annotated as suppressor of cytokine signaling 6. Gene Ontology annotation, biological process: regulation of growth; protein ubiquitination; phosphatidylinositol phosphate biosynthetic process. The record is from RefSeq and is a predicted model, not a curated record. NCBI's taxonomy places the organism in Eukaryota, Metazoa, Chordata, Lepidosauria, Squamata, Varanidae. Gene Ontology annotation, molecular function: 1-phosphatidylinositol-3-kinase regulator activity. Gene Ontology annotation, cellular component: phosphatidylinositol 3-kinase complex. Bases 790 to 2397 code for a protein of 535 amino acids. The transcript is spliced from 5 exons.
AGGCCGAGGGAGAGAGAGCGCCGGCCUGGGGCCCGACCCCCUUAGCCGGGUUGCUGCAAGCGUGUGCGAAGCCUUCCUCAUAUGUGGGCUGGCGGCGGUAGUCGCCUCGCUGCCCCCCUCGCGCCCCUGCGAAGACGGAGGGCGAAGAAGGAGGCGGAGGAAGCUGCAACGCCAGGAGCAGGGAGGAGGAGGAGGAGGAGGAAGCGGAGGCGACCGACGAGAAGGGAGCCUGGCAGAGGCGGAGCCGGCGCUCUAGCCCGGCCGGCCUGGACUUCGCGCAGCACGGCCGCCGCCGCCGCCGCCGCCACCAUCGGCAGCAGCUCCCGAUACUCUUCUCUGGCUGCCCUAGUCAAUUGAAGUGUGACAAAUGGCUACUGAAAAGAGUCUGGAUGGGUGGCUACUAGAAAGAGGAUAGUAGUUCCUGGUUGAGGUCUGCCUUCCCCAGAAAGGCUCACCAGACAUCUUUUGGCAUCAGGUGGAAUCUGCUACAUCUUCUGGUCCCUGGCAUAAUGUCUUAGAGAUCAUAGGACUGCACUGUAAAAAAUCUUAAUCCUGACAGUGGGUUUCACACCGCCCACUGCCACAGUGCUUUUUCAACUCAUGGCCAAAAUUGCCCUUAUUCCAGGAAAUGACCUUAAAUAUCCAAACAAGGCUGCAGCACACAUAGUAGAAAUGGGUCUUGGAGGUUCAAUGAGACUGGUUAAGGCACAUCAAUGAAGAAACUUCUGCUUUAUAUGUUUUAAGGACAGAACUCCAGAAUUAAUCAGCCAGACCUGCUGUACUUUCAUAAUGAAGAAAAUUAGUCUCAAGACCAUUCGUAAGUCUUUUAACUUAAAUAAGAGCAAAGAUGAAAGUGACUUCGUUGUGGUUGGACAACCAUCAUUAAAUGAUUUUGGAAAAGAUGACUCUUUGUUUGGCAGCUGCUAUGGUAAAGAUUUAGCUACUUGUGACAUCAACAGUGAAGAUGAGAAGGGUGGCAAAAACAGAUCAAAGAGUGAAAGCUUGAUGGGUACGUUAAAAAGAAGACUUUCAGCAAAACAAAAGCAGAAAGGUGGCAAAGGUAGUACUCCAUCUGUGAGCUCUGCUGAUGAGGAUACCUUUUCUUCUUCUUCUGCUCCAAUAACCUUCAAAGAUGUGAGAACUCAAAGACCUCUAAGAUCCACUUCCCUUAGAAAUCACCAUUACAGUCCUACUCCAUGGCCCCUUCGUCCAACAAAUUCAGAAGAAACAUGUAUAAAAAUGGAAGUGAAAGUAAAGGCCUUGGUCCACUCCUCAAAUCCAAGUCCUGCACUGAACGGUGUUCGCAAAGAUUUCCAUGACUUGCAGUCAGACAACGUGUUCCAGGAGCAAAACAAUGCAUUAAAAAGUACAGAAUCUCAGAAUGGAGAUUUGCAUCUCCAUAUUGAUGAACAUGUGCCUGUAGUUAUUGGACUUAUGCCUCAGGACUACAUUCAGUAUACUGUGCCUUUAGAUGAGGGAAUGUAUCCUUUGGAAGGAUCACGUAGUUACUGUUUGGAUAGUUCCUCACCCAUGGAGGUUUCAACUAUUUCUUCUCAAAUGGGUGGUAGUGCAUUUCAUGAAGAAGAUGUUCCAGUGAGUCAAGAUGUUGUAGUUGCUCCAGAUAUCUUUGUGGACCAGGCAGUAAAUGGUUUAUUAAUUGGUACCACAGGAGUCAUGCUGCAAAGUCCUAGAGUUAAUCACAAUGAUGUUCCUCCACUCUCUCCGUUGCUACCUCCAAUACAGAAUAGUCAAAUCCAAAGGAACUUUAAUGGCCUGAAUGGCACAGAUGUUCAUGUGGCUGAAAGUAUGCGCUGCCAUUUGAAUUUUGACCCUAACUCUGCACCUGGAGUUGGAAGAGUUUAUGAUUCUGUACAGAAUAGUGGCCCUAUGGUUGUGACAAGCCUCACAGAAGAACUGAAAAAACUUGCAAAACAAGGAUGGUACUGGGGCCCAAUUACACGAUGGGAAGCGGAAGGAAAACUGGCCAAUGUUCCUGAUGGCUCUUUUCUUGUACGAGACAGUUCCGAUGACCGCUAUCUUUUAAGUCUGAGUUUCCGUUCCCAUGGUAAAACUCUUCACACUAGAAUUGAGCAUUCAAAUGGUAGGUUUAGCUUUUAUGAACAACCAGAUGUGGAGGGACAUACAUCUAUAGUUGAUCUAAUUGAGCACUCAAUCAGGGACUCUGAGAAUGGAGCAUUUUGCUAUUCAAGGUCUCGAUUACCUGGAUCUACAACUUAUCCAGUCAGACUGACCAAUCCAGUAUCUCGUUUUAUGCAGGUGCGCUCCUUGCAGUACCUGUGUCGCUUUGUUAUACGCCAGUAUACCAGAAUAGAUCUGAUUCAGAAACUGCCUUUGCCAAACAAAAUGAAGGAUUAUUUACAAGAAAAGCACUACUGAAGGCUUGUGGAAACCUUGCAUCUUGCACUUUGGGAACAACAACAAAAAUUAAAGAAGAGAGAUUGAAAUACCGUUUACACACUUUAAUUUCUAUCAGUCUUUUGCUGCCAUAAUUUCAUUUUUGUGCAUAAAGAAGGGUGAUGCAUUUUUGUUUAAUGGGUGAUCUGGGUUUUUCUUUAUAAUUCUCAAGGUUUUUUUUAAGGAGUGAUAUUGCUAUCUUUUAUUCAAUGUGCUAAAUAAUCACAAUGUGAAUUAUACAAGUUUUCCUAAAACUUCCCGUCUCCUUUGCUGCUAAUCCACUGUGAUUUUAAUGCAUUUGAAGCACAUUUCAUGUGUUUUCAACCAUAAGUAAAAGUUGAAACUUGAUGGGAUAUGUUUUGUCUUCUUCCAAUAGCCUGUUUUGUUUCUUCUUGCUUUUUUAAAAAUUAAAAAUACAGAUAAAAUGUGCUGAUAUACAAAAUUCAGAUAAAUUCUUAAAAUGAUUUCCCAGAUAUCUUGAUUAAAAACCAUAAAGUUAACUGUGGGCUGGAGACAAUGUGUCAUGCAUCAGUUAUACAACAUAUUUUUGAAAGCCUCCUAACAGUUUUUUCCUAAACUGUUUCAAAGAUUGUAGAUAUGAUUUUUCUUUUUGUUUCAUUUUAAACCAUUUUAAAAAUAUUUUAAAAUGGCCUUUCAAAACAGACUUGGAAAAUAGAUAUUGAAAUGUUCAUGUUAGUAUGUAGACAAAGGAUAAAAUGUAAAUUAAGACCAUUAAAAAGUAUUUGAUUCACCUGUAGAAAUUCUGAUUUGGACUAAGUAAUGGUAGCACAUGGCAGUAUACUGCAAAGCAGUCUUUUCAAGAUAGUUUCAGCAUUCUCAGUUUUAUCUCAGUAGAUACUUUAAAAAUCCAUUGAAGCUAAACAUUACCCCAUCUUUACUCCAACAUUAUCCUGUAAAAAUAGAACAUCAUUCAGCCAAAGUAAAGCAUAUUCAAGUUUCAUUAAUUUCACUGGAUGAGUUAAGCAUAUACUUAAAUCUUCCUGAAAAAAAUAGAUGAGAUUAAGAAGGAUUUAACUUGACUGGAUCAUGUCCUUGGUUUUAAAUGUUUUUUCUCUUUUGUGUAGCAUCCAGUUUCCAUACGUUUAUUUCAUUUUAGUCACUAGGGGAAUUAAAUUUAUUCCUGAACAUGAUUUUUUGAACCUGUGUUUUAAAAUCAAGGAAGAAUUUAUUACAUCAUAAACAUCACCAUAGGAAAUGUCUCUGUGCAUUAUCAGUUUCAUUUCUAUUUUGUUGAAACAAGGAAAAUGAGUUCUGUUUAAAAUACUUGGCAUGGGAAAAUCCAUUUGAACAUGCUUCUGCACUGGUAUUUCCAAACUAUAAACGUAGUAACAUAUAUCUCCCUUUCACUUCAUUGUGGUUUACACAGCAAAAGUUGCCAAUGAAUAGGAAGGGCCACAAAUAGCCUACAUUGGACCUAAUACAAAAAAGCUGGUCAUAUGUUUUAUUGGAAGCAGUGGGAAAUGUUGCAAUUAAUUUGCACCCAUUGAUUUCAGUGGGGCAGGUGUAAGUAAUAAUGCAACCCUGCAAGAGAUGGUGCAGAAUUGCAAUAUUACUUUUUGUAGACUGGGGCCCUUAUGCUCUGUUCAUAGGACUGCUUCUGCAGGUUACUCCCAUGCUGAACUUUGUAGUGUAGAAAAGAGAUACUUUUAUUUUUAUGAGGAAAGAUCUUAUGAAUCAAAAUUUAACAAGAAGGCAACCCAGCUCUGGAGCUUCUGAAAGAACCUAUACAAUUUGGGAAUGUGUUUUUAGGUUACAGAAUUUACUUUGCACCAUUGUCAUGUGUCUUAUCUUACUUUUUGCUCCCCAUGAAAUUUAUACUCAUGAAUAAUUUCCUUUUUUAUUUUCCCAUCUAAAUAAUUUGAAUGCACUUCUGUUUCAUAAAAAGGGUGAUGAAGUUUUAAGAAAUCUUUGUGUUUGGAUGAUUCUCUCUUGCUUGCUCUACCUAGCCUUUUUUGCUCUGAAUGAGUUUAUAAUAUUAAAGUACAGUGUUGCUGCAAGGUGCUGCAAUGGCACUACAUCCUGGGUUGCCUGAAUCAAUAUGCUAAACUUCUAUUUUUAAAAAAUUUAUUUUUAGAUCAUAAUGUUUAAAAAGAAUAUCAGAGGCAAAGCAUGUCUUUUGCUCUGGGAGAUAGAGGAGGAAGUGUCUCUCUUGCCCAGUUAAAAUAGAUUUUGAAAAUAAAUAAAAAAGAGAAAGUGAUGUAUUCUUAAAUUCCUGAGCAAAAUAUAUAUGUGUGUGUAUGUAAGUCAUUUCUUGACUUUGCCAUUCUGAUAUUUAUGCAAAAUCUUCAUGUUGUUUUCUGAGUUUUUACCCCCAAAGCAAGAAUACACAUUUUAUACAUAAAAGGCACAAUAAGAUAUACUAUGGUACCGUGUUUUGCAUCUAAGGAAGAGGAAACCCUUUUUAUACAAUAGGAAACAUAACUGUCAAGGUAAAACUCAUGUCAUGGGGGUGGGGGUGGAAAUCUUCCUUCAAAAGUAGGAAAAAUGUUUGGGGCAAGAGAAGCUUCCUUGAAAAGUGUAUUAUGGCAAAGAUAAUGUAAACAUUAUCCCAAAGUUUAAGAAAAUACAUAAUGAUUUUUAAGACCAUGAUGGUAUUACAGUUCCAAGUGAUAUUUAUUUAUCACUCUCUUUUCCCAGUCAUUGUGCUGUUUAAAGAUAACAGACCAUGAAUUUGCAUGCUGCAUUUAUUCCUAUACCUUCUCAUCUUCAGUUAAUCAGUACUGAAAAUAGAUUGUAUAAGGUGGUUACAUGAUACUUGGAAUGUUCUCUUCCCUUUUGUUUUGCUAUUGUGGCACAGGGUUACAGGAUCAGAUUUGUUCUCCUGCUGUACAACUUAGUGAAAUUGGAGAAAGCAGCUCAACCAAUGGCAUUACACUGAGUCAGUUUCACAUGAUAGUUGAGACCCACCAUGGCAUAACUAAGCCAUUGUGGGUUGUGGUGCAUGCCAGCCACCAAUGUGGAUAUUCCUGCCACACCAGGAUGUUACUGUGAUUUAUUGUGACAUGCAGACCUGGACAUGGUGAUUAGUUCCUAUGAGUAUCAAGCCACCCAACCCCCAUGGGCCUAAGUAGGUUUCUGGUAUUUCCACAAUGGGCAUGUGGUUAACAAGCCAGAGUAACUCAAAAGGGUGAGCAUGGAUUGUCUUUAAGCUGUGGCUUGUUGAAACAUGAGUUGCCAUGUUGUCUGAACCUGGCUGUAGUAACGAGGUGUUUGUUAACUAUAGUUUGCAACCCAGUGGCAAACCACAUUCUCUUCAUGGAUUGCUCAUGGUUAACCAACUAUGGUUCAUUAGUGCAAUUGGGUUCAGACAACACAAUAAUCCAUGUUUCAACCAUGGCUCAUGAUUCAGUGACAAUAAAUAGUCAUCCUAUGCCCAUCCCUUUAGAAGAGUACAUUAUGUUGUCUAUGCCCAACUGUACUGAAUGGAAUUAGAAUAUUAGUAUAAUUGGAAGAAGCCUAUUAGGCCAUUGAGUCCAGUUCCCUGUUCUACUUCCACACGUGAACACCUAUCCGACUGCAGGCCUACACCUUUCCUUCUUUGCAAAGGUGAUUCAAAGUGCUAGCUUGAUGUAUAGCUAUGCAUCAAGAUCCAAACCAUUGUUGAUAUAGGCAAAAGCUACCAAGAACCCAUGGUCUGUGGUAGGGUUAUGGGUGGCUUGUUACCCAUAGCACCAAGUACCCUGGCCAGGUUUUCAGAACAUAACAAGCCACACUGUUGAGAUAACUUUGCACACCCCUCUCAACAAGCCCAGUGGAGCUAAACUACUGUGGUUUGUUAACUGCCUGCCAGCUGGGCAAACCAGGGCAUUGUCAUGUCCCAGGAAAACAUGAAAUGGACAGAUCUUUUUUUCCUCCUGUUUAACCUCACUUCUAGUCCUUCAUUUCCCAGCAAGCUAUCCAACUAGUAGCUAGACCCAUAACACUCAGUGCCAUGCACUUAUCCACAUCCACCUAACAAGCAAUUACAAAUAAAACUGGGCUUUAACCAUUGGAUGGAGCAAGCAUUUUAGCUACAAAAACCUCUCAGUGGAAGCAAUCACUUAUGUUUUGCUGCUAUCAGUCAUCCAGCAAAUCUAUGUAGGUGGAUGAGUAGAGGAAAUUAACAACAUGAUAUUUGCUUUUAUUUCUGCUUGGGAUAGCCCUGAAAUGAGUUGCUGACUUCAGUAAGCGGUGGGGAAACAUUUGGUCUGUAAUCCAGUGCCAUCUCUGCUAGGUAUUCACUCCCUCUUCUAAUCUAAAUCAUCUAAGGUAAUAAGAUAUACAAAACUUUUGGCAGCUUCUCUUUGUAUGACUAGGCUUCAAGUCUGCAAUUUGAAGUAACUGCUAGCUGUUUUAUGUGAAUGGCAAAUUGCACCUGUUUGAAACAUACAUGAGUGGAUGCAUCCUGAAAGUACUUUCAAAAACUUUUUUUGCUUUGUUCUUUGAAUUCAUGGAAUGCUUAUCUCUUAUUGCCACACAGAUUUAUAUGUUAUCUUCAGUCGAGAUUUAGUGUGCUUUAAAUGCUCAUGUGUUCAGUGCAAUGAAAUACAUCAGGUAACAUUUCAUAGCAGUUUCCGUGAAUGUGCCAGUAGAUCACUCAUACAAGCUGUUAAUGGUUCUCAUGAUAACAGUGGAAAAAUAAGACAGUUGCAAGCUACCUAAUGAGCAUAAUUACUUUUGCUGAGUGUGAGUUGUCAUAAUGUCCAAACCUAGUUGGGGUACUUUCCAAACCACUCUUGACACCCUAGAACAACCCAAAUGACUUAUUUUCCACCUGUAAUAAUGGGAACCCACCUACUGAGUCAUUUAUAGCAUUGAAGAGAAGGGACCCUCAAAACAAGGAGAACUAAAUCAAUGUAGCUACUAAGCACUUUUUGUAACCCUAUGAGGUUUAAACUAAUUCAGGUUUAAUACCAUUUUGUAAAUCAAACUACAUGGAUUAAAUACGAGCAUUUUGUGUUAUCGAAACACAAGCGAAAGGAAAACAAUUGAAUGAAUAGUUCUUGAUAAUAUUAACUUACUGCUCAUGGCUGUUAUUAUAAACAUUAUUAUUACUUCUGCAUUGGCACCACUUAGGUAAUAUACAUAAAUGUUACUGUAACCAGAAAAUGCUAUUAUAAAUUGACAGGAAAAGCGCAAUAUAAAAUUACAUGUGAUGAUAAAAUUAGGAAAAUAUAUCAAACUAGAGUUUUAGUGUACUUAGCAACUAACAGCCCGUAACAAGUAUGUUGUGAGAAAGCAAGCAUGAACUGUAGCAGCAAAUUCUGUGUCUACAGUAGCAAAGAUUUUUGAAUGGAACCUGGUGUAAGGAAGAAAAGGUGCACUCCAGUGUCAAGGACCUGAACAUAGAAAGGACCACAAAGGUUUCAAUAAUAUAGGAAGCAUUUCUUUUAAAUAUUGGCUUUUAAAUUAUUUUAAAAGCAAUGGUUAGAGAUGAAAUACCAGUACUUCUGUGAUAUAUCUGCCUUGUUUCUUUGCCACCUGUAAAUGGACAUAAAAGAGCAUUUCUGAAUUGGAGAGUUUCAAGCAUGUUCUAUUCAAGACUUAUAAAUAGCAUUUUUCAUUUUUCCCACACUUCUCUAAUAUGCAGUUAAAUCUCUCAGCAUAGCAAUGGUUCUGCUGAAACACCAGCCCCUUUCAAUUUAUCUUUUUCCACCUGCAAGCAUUGUUCACUAUUUUACAUCUGGCCUGUACUCAUAGCACUGAAGUAUGUCUUUUCUUAUUUUUUUCAGGCCACCUCCAUCCUCCUGCACUUCUUAUUCCUAUAUCUUCCUUAACCACGCACGCACACAACAUGCUCUCACAGGACCAGUGCUGAGGGUGCAUUUUCAUGAAACCAUCUAGGGUUAUCUGAUCAUCUCCGAUUUGUGCUAUUUCAGACAUUGGUCACAGUGUUUGACAGGAGUUCACUGACAGCAGGCAAAGCACUGAUUUUUAAAUUCAAAAAGAUCAUAAUUCAGGGGUUAGUUGUAGAAUUUGUAAAAAGUUGAAGCUUCCCAAAAUCCAACUCUUUGCUGUGGUGAUAUAAUUUUUUUUAAUAGGAAAACCUUGAAUUGGAAGUGAAAGUAGUGUAUACCUGAUCCCAGUGUUAGCUGUGGCAGAAAGAACAAAGCUAGUGGGGGUUACCUUCACUGAACUAGGGACCUAGAGUCAGGGAAGUUUUACUGGUGUCAACAAGAAGCUUCUUCAACACUUGUGUGGAAGGCAAACGUGACAAGACUGGAAAUUAGGAUUACUCUUGAAAGAACUUUCCCCUAUAAGGUUUGAGUAAACUACCUUUUCUAAUUUUAGGCAAGUGAUUCUUGGGUUCCUGGGCAGGGGAGAAAGUUUAAACUAGAGCUUCAUAUGUGUUCAAGGUUUAUUUUUGUUAUUGUUGUCAGUAUUUACUUGUCCCAGGAGAUAAAACUCUAGCAAACCCAGGGGUCUGUGUGGUUGGUUGUUAUUUUUUUCUUUUUUUGGUGGGGUGGGGAGGGUUCUAAAUAAUAAAGGUAAUAAAGGAUUUUUCAUAUUCAUGUCAAGGUGCUUCUUGCCAUAUGAACUCUUAUUGCUGAACUUAGUAAAACAUGCAGUUUUUCAUACAAAUGCAUUUCUUAAUGUGUAAAUAUUGGAACUGUUAAAUGAAACCAAAAUACCAGCAAUAUACUGACUGUGAAUCCCAGUAAGGAAGGGUCUUUAACUACAUAACAUUGAAAUUUUAAUCUAAAAUAUUGGUCACAUCAGCAUUUGCUAAUAUUGUAUCUUGAAAUACUACAAAAGGUAUAUGAAUGAUGCAUUCUUUAACAAGGAUGAAAUAGUUCUUACAAUGAAAAAUACUGUAGAGUUUGAUGUAUUUGGGAAAUGGUCCAAACUCUUUAUGCCAAUA